GGUCAGAGGGAGGGGCCUGCUUGCCAAGGUGUGCUGGCUUGGGGUGUCCUGGGCUGUGUCCUGAUGGGGUCUCUGUGGGGGUCUCUGUCUGCCGAGCCCUUCUUCCCCGAGGCCUCUCCCUGGAAGCAGGCUUUCCUGGUGAGCCUGCCCUUGCUGCUGCUCCUGCUCCUGGGGGCUUCCUGCUACACCUGGAGAGAACAUUCCACACAGCUGCGGGAGCUACAGAAACAGAGGAAUCUGCGCUGGGCUAAGGAGGAGGCCCUGAAGGACACAGAUGAGCUCCAGGUUAUUCUAGAACGAAGGAAGGCAGCUUACUUGGCUGGUGAGUGAUGCUCCAGGUGUCCUCGAUCUCCUCUCCUUCCUGUGCCCUCCGUCUCCUUUUUUGUCUCAGCACAGACAUGUUGUAAAGGGUCAGGAAUGGACACAGUGCAGGUUUUCUGAUCCCAUGCAGACCAGGUAAAGGAGGAGUCAGAGUCCUCAGUGGUUUUGCAGGUUUUUAUUGGGGUUCAGCGGGUACGUAGCAGGCAGGGGUGCUGGGGGGCUGGGAGGCUGGCAGUCCUCCCAGCCUCCAGCAUAUCCGCACUCUCUGGGCU
Messenger RNA from Talpa occidentalis (Iberian mole), 593 nucleotides. RefSeq names its product butyrophilin-like protein 1. NCBI's taxonomy places the organism in Eukaryota, Metazoa, Chordata, Mammalia, Eulipotyphla, Talpidae. The record is from RefSeq and is a predicted model, not a curated record. Bases 64 to 330 code for a protein of 88 amino acids. The transcript has 3 exons.